Molecule: messenger RNA, 1705 nt
Organism: Python bivittatus (Burmese python)
Lineage: Eukaryota; Metazoa; Chordata; Lepidosauria; Squamata; Pythonidae
Gene: HERPUD2
Product: HERPUD family member 2
Biological process (GO): endoplasmic reticulum unfolded protein response
Molecular function (GO): protein binding
Source: RefSeq, a predicted model, not a curated record
CGCCGGGGGCUGCGCGGCCACUCCCGUUCCUGGAAGGCGCUUCUCCUCUGCCUCUUGCCGCUCCUGAGCCCGCUUGCCGCCCUUGGCGUCUGGACAACCGCCGGCCCCAAUGGAGACCCCCGUGGCAGGGCCGCCCGUCACCCUCAUCAUCAAAGCGCCCAACCAGAAGUACACGGACCAGACCAUCAGCUGCUUCCUGGACUGGACCGUCGGAAGGCUGAAGUGCCACCUCUCCAAGGUGUACCCCAGUAAGCCGUCUACAAAGGAUCAGAGACUGGUCUAUUCUGGCAGAUUGCUUCCAGAUCACCUGCAACUGAAAGAUAUUCUCAGAAAACAAGAUGAAUAUCACAUGGUUCAUUUAGUAUGUUCUUCACGGACACCCCCGAAUUCUCCAAAACCUGACACUAUUAGGGAAAAUCAUGAAUCUUCAGCAUCUAGCAACAGCUUGAGUUCAGAACAUUCGGGAUCAACAUCUCCUUCCCCAUCUCAAGAAACUGUAUAUACAGCUGCCAGUAAUUCCGAAGGUGUACGACAUCGCAACCUUGCACAAACGCAAAAUAAUCAAAUGCAAAGCCAUCCAUUCCCAUAUGUAAUGCAGGGCAACUUAGAUAAUCAGUUUCCUGGGCAAGGAAUGUCAGCUGGUUUUCCAAUCUAUCCUACUUUCAGCCCUCUGCAGAUGUUAUGGUGGCAACAAAUGUAUGCACGUCAGUAUUAUAUGCAAUAUCAAGCUGCAGUUUCAGCCCAGGCAACCCUCAAUCCUGACUCUACCAGUCCUCCAACUCCACAACCCACAAGUUCUGAGAAUGAUCCUGUGAAUGAGGCCCCAGCAGCUCCAAAUGUAGCUCCACAGGAGAACAGGCCUGUAAACCAGAAUGUGCAGAUGAAUGCUCAAGGAGGUCCAGUCAUGAAUGAAGAGGACUUCAAUAGAGAUUGGCUGGACUGGAUGUACACAUUCUCCAGAGCAGCUAUUCUCCUUAGUAUUGUAUAUUUCUAUUCAUCCUUCAGUCGCUUUGUUAUGGUGAUGGGAGCUAUGUUACUAGUUUACCUGCACCAAGCUGGGUGGUUCCCAUUCAGACAAGAAGGAAUCCAACAGCCUGCAGCAAACAAUGCAGAUAUAAACCAUGAUGGUCAAAAUGUAAAUAAUGCUGGACUUGAAGAAAUGGAACGUCUCAUGGAUGAAGGUAUUGAUGAAGACAGCGGCGAAGACAUUGUUGACGUCAAUACAGAACAGCAUCCUGGAUUUAUGGCUUCUGCGUGGUCCUUCAUCACCACUUUCUUUACAUCCCUCAUUCCUGAAGGACCUCCACAAGUUGGCAACUAAGCAAAGAAGGAACUACUAGUAUGCUUUAAAGUGGAGUGGAAGUUGACUCUGGGAGGGAAGAAUUUUAAAUAUAGUGCAAUUGCAAAAAAUAUAUAUAUAUAAUGUAAAUUUUCUGAUCAUGCUGUACAAAAAUGUGAUUUUUUUCUUUCAGCUUUCUCAUGCUAAUGAAUAUUUUAAGCAAAAUGGACUACUAAAUGCUUUAAAAAUAUUCUUCUUUAAAGAAGAAAAAUGUAAAAAAUUGGUCUUCCAUGUUUUUGUUUUAAUUGUAUUAACACUAAGGGAAGGAACCUGUAAUUGGUGCAAUGUCCUUCCUUUAAAGAGUUAUUAAAUUACCAAUUAGAAAUAAGCUCCUUCAUAGUAAAAUAGAACUUGUGUUGGAAUCUU